Messenger RNA from Pyrus x bretschneideri (Chinese white pear), 1779 nucleotides. RefSeq lists its product as uncharacterized. Bases 105 to 1475 code for a protein of 456 amino acids. The record is from RefSeq and is a predicted model, not a curated record. NCBI's taxonomy places the organism in Eukaryota, Viridiplantae, Streptophyta, Magnoliopsida, Rosales, Rosaceae. The transcript has a single exon.
ACUCCCACAUUGUCUCUCUCUCUCUCUCUCUGUAACGCCCAAAGCAUUUGUCCCAACUCCACAGCACUCUCUGGUCUUUCAAAACCCAAACCAACAAGUAAACAAUGGUCCAAUUCUUGAUCACCUACAAGAAUCUGAUACUCCAAAUCUCACUCUCCCUCACUCUCACCCUCCUCCUCACCUUUCUCAAAAUCCCCGUCUUCUUUCUCCGCGGCCUUCACACCUACAUCCACCCCGACAACGUCCAGAGCGGCGUCCGGGCCGCCAUCCGCCGCCCCGACGGCCCCGAUUCCGCAUCUGGGCAGCCCUCCAAAUCCAACCCCGAGCUCAGGAAGCGGUCAAAGUCAAAAUCCAACCCCGAGUUCGAUGAAAACAAUGCUCAGAUCUUCCGCCUCAAGCUCGACGAGGCCCACCUCCAAACCCGCCUAUAUUUCAAUGAGUAUUCCAAUGCCUUCACUUUCUCUUUCGUUGCAAUUUCAUGUCUUUUGCUUCAGUUGUUGUACUUGAAUAACGAAUCGGACGAUAAAAAUUCUGGGUUUUUAGUUAAUGGGGUUUUUGUUCCGGUUUUGUUGGGAUUUGCCGGUGUUUCUAAGCUGUUGGUUUUGCUUGGUAAAGUUGCGUAUGAGAAAUCCGCUUCGAGGCGGUCCGAGAAGCAAUUGAGUGUGAUUUUGGUGGCUGUGGGGUUGGUUUUAGGCAAUGCGAUUUGCUUCACGUUUAGUCCUAAGUUUUUCGAUUUCAAUUUCGAGUCUAUUGAUGGGUUCGGGAAGAUGUUUAUUGCUGUUUUGAUGGGAUGCUUUUCGGGUUUUCUAUUUAUUCCGGCAGUGAAGAGUGCGAGGUGUUUUUGGCUUGGAACUGAUCAGAUUAGGUCUGAUUUGGUAAUGCUGUCAUGUGAUUGGUUUGGCAGAGCCGUUCUGUAUGUGAAUCAUAUGAUGAUUGUGUUCACCGUUUUGUUGUGGAUUAAUCCCUUGGCUGGAAUGUUCGUGAACAAGAACAUCGAUCGCAAGAGUGGAAGUGCGGAUAUGUUGUUUGGAAAUAUCGGAUUUUCACCUUCGGAUUUUGCUAAAUUUAGGGUUUGGUGCUUGCUGGCUACGAGUUUAGUACAGAUUGUUGCUUUACGCCCGAACAUACAAAUGUAUUUGAACGAGGCAUUGCUGUCUUGGUAUCAAUGGUUGCAUGCUAGCAGGGUUCCUGACUUGGAUUUCAGUAGGGCUAAGGUGUUUUUGCACAAUCACUACUUAUGCCUUGUAGUUCUACAGUUCCUUGGACCACCCGUUUUGUUGUUCCUCUUUCUUGGAUUGUCUCAGAUCGAUGGUGUCUCUCCGGAAAAUUACCCAUACAUUUGUAGUCUAGCUCCUUGCUCUGCGUUUGUGAAAGAAGUGGCUCUCUUUAUGGCUUGGUGGAUCCUCUUUGUUUGGACGAUUUACAGUUCAGCGACCAUUUUUCUUUAUCGGCGCUGCAUUUUGUACAUGACUUGACGACUUUGAUCUGCUGAUUCAACCUUCAAAUUAAUCCUUGAGUUGGACUUUUCACGAAUUUUGAGUGAGAGUGUUAUUGUGCUUUGUAACAGAAUUUUGAUUUGCUUGACCAGUGCAAUUCUGCCUCCUGGAGGGAAGGGGGAAGGGAGGAUCGAACGCAUUAUCUGGUAUAUACUUUGGCCUCCUCUGUUUAUUUUGUUGUUACAUUGAUUCACACUCAUUUACUACAUGUUAGGGUUCUGCUAUUGUAUUUUCUUUUGUAAACGUCAUAACUCGUGGCAAAUUAGAUUCAAUUUUGAGCGUA